CCCGGCGCUCCAGCGGCACAGUCCGGCUGCACCGCCGACUCUCUUGGACCAUACCCACUGUACCCUGUGUCUCUGUUGGACAGAUCAUUAAACCGGAGUCCGCUUGUCUCCUUUUGUUCUCUGAAAUCACUGAGGACUUCAACAACAGGACAAGCUGCCUGGACUCGGAGCAGGCAGGCCUAUCUCCAAACAAGACACCGUACUAAGAGGGGGAACGGAGGAGAUGAAGGAUUAGGAGAUAAUCCAGGGUAUGUCCAACUCCCCCCUUUUGAGUGGUCCCAUUGUUCUCCAGUGUCAAGGAUGCAGGCAGCUGCCUCUAUUACAGCUAUUACAGAUGAUGGUUCCAUGGUGCAACCACAGAGCAGUUUGCAGCUGGACUCAGACCUAUUUCUGAGCUGAUGUCGAAGAAGCCAAAGCCCAAAAGCAAGUGGGGGAAACCAGGUGACCUUACCACAUUCCAACAGGCCCAGCUGGUUCCAGGAACACAACUGCAUAGUGUUCUCCUCAAUUUAUGUGCGUUUAAUUCAGCCAGCUAUGCAUGACAUUAAGGUACAAAGAGUGGGACAGAAUUUGGCCUGCACAUGAUAAACAGAGAUUAUAGCCAGUUGGCAAUGCUUCCCUGGAGCUUAAUUUUUCAGCUUUAGAAAGAUUCAAGAUCUUGGAAUAAAGCAAUUUUUCUCCAUACUUUGGGCUUCAGAAAAAAAAAAUCACACAGAAGAAGAGUAGACUCCUGCUUUGCCAUUCAGUUGGAUUAAAGUUGAUUCCAGACAUUUUUUUCAUUUUUUAAAUAAAUAUUAAACCUGUCACCAUCUGUGACCAUGAAUCUUCAGGAAAAGCUCUCAGGCCUAAAAGGUCUGGUCACACACUCCCACAGCAAACGUCGUUUUAAAAGUGAUCUCACUGUGGACAUGAUUAGCCCUCCUCUGGGUGAUUUUCGCCACACUAUGCACGUGGGCCGUGGAGGCGAUGUGUUUGGAGACACCUCCUUCCUCAGCAACCACGGUGGGACAGCCAACGGGAACAACGAGAACACAGAUUCAGUCUCUACCCCUGAUAACAAGAUCGGAGCGUUCUUCUCCAGGACGAUCCGUCAGAUCAGGAGAAGCUCAGACAACCGACCCAGAGAAGGAGCCAAAGAUCUAUCGCCACCACCUCCGGCCGUUUCUCCUAUCAUCAAGAACGCCAUCUCCCUCCCAAGGCUGGAUGUGGAUUUGCCUAAUGGGAGUCCUACCAGCAAAGUGCUCUUUCCCAGUUCUCAAAGCACACCCGAGGAGAAGAAAAGCUCUUAUGGUCUGGAGUCUGGUUUCAUCACUCUGCCUCGUCUGUCCCGCUCGGAGCGUCAGCAGCCUUCCAUCUCCAUCUCCUCCUCCUGCUCCCCUAACAUCCACCGUGGCUCUCUGACUGAUCCCACCGAUGCCAUCCUAGCAACCCGCUCCACUUCCACUGUGACCUCGGAGCACAAAACCAUAGCUUUCUCCGACUCUCUUCCAUCCCUCACUUCCCUGGAUACCUUCACCUUUGACCUCGGGCCAUCCCUCAUGAGCGAGGUGUUUGGCCUGCUUGACGGCCACGUGGAGGAGCACAGCCAUGCCUGGGAGGGGGAAGAGGUGGGGUCGGCAUGCGGGCUGACCAACGAGGGAUCAGAGAUGGACUCAGCAACUAUCUCGUAUGUGGAUUCACUUCUUAGGGAGGACUAUGGGGGAAGGAAGAGUCCACAUGGACAGGAAUGGGAAGAAGAGGAGGAGAUUGUGAUGGAGGCGAAUGAACGAGGGUUUUCAGUUAAAAGUGCAGUACCUGACGUGGUGAUUGGGUCUCCAGCGAGGCUGAAGUUAGGGAUUGGGAUGGAGAGUGAGCGGUUCCAGAGCGCUACAGAUGUCCUUGCACGUCACUACGGGUUCAGCAGCCUCUUAAGAGGACAGGACAAGAUGGACGUUGCUGAUUCAGAGAUGAUCAGUCAGCCCAAGAAGAAAACGUCCUACAGUUACAUUGAUGACGAGGAUGAAAUUAAAGUCUGAGUUUUGACACUAAA
Molecule: messenger RNA, 2029 nt
Organism: Sphaeramia orbicularis (orbiculate cardinalfish)
Lineage: Eukaryota; Metazoa; Chordata; Actinopteri; Kurtiformes; Apogonidae
Gene: cdc42ep1a
Product: CDC42 effector protein (Rho GTPase binding) 1a
Exons: 4
Coding region: 819-2015 (398 amino acids)
Biological process (GO): positive regulation of pseudopodium assembly; Rho protein signal transduction; positive regulation of actin filament polymerization
Cellular component (GO): plasma membrane; cytoskeleton; cytoplasm
Molecular function (GO): small GTPase binding
Source: RefSeq, a predicted model, not a curated record